Messenger RNA from Aspergillus wentii DTO 134E9, 933 nucleotides. Its product is annotated as PQ-loop repeat-containing protein. The record is from RefSeq and is a predicted model, not a curated record. The coding region runs from base 1 to 933 and encodes 310 amino acids. Lineage: Eukaryota; Fungi; Ascomycota; Eurotiomycetes; Eurotiales; Aspergillaceae. The transcript is spliced from 3 exons.
AUGGAUGAUCUCUUGAGUCCCCAUUGCCGGAGCUUGGCCUCCCCUGACUAUAAAAACUUCAUAUUAUCAAUUCUUAUCCUUUUCGGAAUCCUCCUUUCCUAUCUCCCCCAACACUUCCGUAUCAUCUCCCUGCGAAGCUCCUUUGGGAUUUCUCCUUUCUUCAUCCUCCUCGGUACGACGUCCGGCACGUCGUCUUUCGCCAACAUUUUGGUGCUGCCCCGAAGUAUACAAGACGCGGCCUGCUGCAAGGAAAUCAGUGGAUUCAGUUGUUUUUCGGCAUUGUUGGGCAUUCUGCAGGUUGGAGUGCAAUGGCUCGGGUUCUUUAUAAUCCUCCUUCUCUUCGUCAUAUAUUUCCCACGAGCCACAUCCUCGACCUCGCCAGUUACCCCGGAAUCCGCCUCCGAUGAAGAUAAUGGCCCGACAUACCGAACCGCUCUAGCCGUGACAGGCCUAAGCAUCCUCCACGCUCUCAUCGUACUCAUCAUCUCCGUCACCUUUGCAAUCACACGACCAGAAUCGCUCAAAGCAUGGGCUGAAUUCCUCGGAGUUCUAGCUGCCGUUCUCUCCUCGAUCCAAUAUCUCCCGCAGAUCUACACCACCGUUCGGCUGCGCUGCGUAGGCAGUCUCAGUAUACCGAUGAUGUGCAUCCAGACACCAGGCAGUCUCGUGUGGGCGGCCAGUUUAGCCGCACGACUAGGGAAAGAAGGCUGGAGCACAUGGGGUGUAUAUGUCGUGACGGCUUGUCUGCAGGGAACCCUUCUUUUCCUCGCCACGUACUUUGAAUAUGUCAACCCCAAUCCCAGGAGGAAGGAGGUGCAUCACCACGGUGGUGAGGAAGCCUCUCCCACAGCCCCUGUGGAUAUACACAAUGAACAGCGACGUGAAUCCAACGGGCAGCCGUCCGAGGACACGCCGCUCCUCCAGAGCCAGUGA